Molecule: messenger RNA, 1476 nt
Organism: Solanum stenotomum
Lineage: Eukaryota; Viridiplantae; Streptophyta; Magnoliopsida; Solanales; Solanaceae
Product: 26S proteasome non-ATPase regulatory subunit 4 homolog
Exons: 10
Coding region: 53-1240 (395 amino acids)
Biological process (GO): proteasome-mediated ubiquitin-dependent protein catabolic process
Cellular component (GO): nucleus; proteasome regulatory particle, base subcomplex; cytosol
Molecular function (GO): polyubiquitin modification-dependent protein binding
Source: RefSeq, a predicted model, not a curated record
GCUUAAACAAAAACUGAUUCUGCAGAAUUUUAACCUUCUGAGUUCGUUAACAAUGGUGGAGGAAGCUGUAAUGAUCUGUAUUGAUAAUUCUGAAUGGAUGCGUAACGGUGAUUACUCUCGCAACCGGUUUGAUGCACAAUAUUCGGCUUUUACUUCGAUUUGUGGUUUUAAACACCUGGCAAACCCUGAGAGUACAGUCGGAGCAUUAACCAUGGCUGGCAAAGGAGUUCGUGUAUUAAUCACUCCAACCAGUGACUUUGGAGAAAUGUUAUCUUGCAUUAACGGAUUAAAUAUCGGUGGUGAGAUGAAUUUGGCUGCUGGACUCCAGGUGGCACAGUUGGCUCUGAAGCAUCGGCAAAGCAAAAAGCAGCAUCAGAGGAUCAUUCUUUUUGCUGGCAGCCCUGUUAAAGAAGACAAGAGGGUCUUGGAGAUGAUUGGAAGAAAGUUGAAUAAGCAUAGAGUAGCUCUUGAUGUUAUUAAUUUUGGUCAAGAAGAUAACAGGAAGGCAGAGAAGCUGGAGGCAUUAGUUGCUGCAGUUAACAACAAUGAUAACAGUCACAUCAUUUAUAUUCCUCCUGGGGCUCUGAAUCUUUCUGAUGUGCUAGGGAGGAAUCCUAUCUUUACUAGAGAUGUUGACUCUAGAAAGAGAUUUGCUGCGGUUGCUUCUGGUGCAGGGUCUGGCUAUGAUUUUGGUGUUGAUCCUAACUUGGAUCCUGAGAUUGCUCUGGCACUUCGAGUUUCAAUGGAGGAGGAAAGGGAUAGACAAGCAGCAGCAGCAAAGAAGGCUGCAAAACAAGAAAAAGGAGAAAUGCAGUCAACUUCCCAAGACGUUACAAUGACUGAAAAUGUCAGUUCCCGAAAGUCUGAAAUUAAAAACAAGGCAGCUGAUCUACUGGAUAAUGAUCUUUCCCUGUUACAACAAGCACUUGCAAUGUCGAGGGAUGAUUCUUCCUCCAACACUGCUACAAGAGACACAGACAUGUCAGAAGCAGAUUUUGAAGAUCGGGAGUUGCUACUAGAUCUUGUUUUAUUCAUACAGGACAAUUCAAAAGAUGAGACAAAUGUCGCUGAAUUGUUGGCAAACCAAUCACUCGUGUCAUCAAUUCUUGCUUUAAUUCCAGGUGUUGAUCCGAAUGACCCUUCAAUUGAAGUUUUACUUGCUUCUAUGCAAAGUCAGUCUGAGAAUGACGAGAACAAGGAACAACGAGAGGACAAGGAACAGAAAGAAGACAAGAAGUGAUGAGAAUGCCCAAAUCUUAGUGUUCUCAUAAUUGUGCUUAUAUCAAAGGGAUGUGAAUUUUUUUUUUUUUGUAGACCAACAAGUUCAGUUGGUAGUCAAGAAAUGAUGCAGAUUGAUGAAAUUUGAUUCUGGGGGUGGGGUUUAUAGUGCUUUUUGUUGUGAAAAAAGGAAUUAAACUAGUGCUAGUUACCCUUGACCUUGCUUCUCAUUGUGAUACAUAGUGUACUUAGAAAAUG